AUGACGAAAGGCAAUAAAGCGCACCUGGCCCUUAAAAUUGAUAUAAGUAAGGCUUAUGAUCGGGUGGAUUGGGGUUUUUUAAGAGGAGUUCUAAACAGGAUGGGUUUUGCAGAGAAAUGGAUACAUUGGAUGAUGAUGUGCGUUACUUCAGUUCACUAUUCUGUUCUUGUUAAUUUGGAUGCCAUUGGACCUGUUGAACCAGGAAGAGGAUUGAGACAAGGGGACCCUUUGUCACCCUAUCUUUCCAUUCUGAUCUCUGAAGGGGAAAAUCUUACUGAAGUUAGUCACCUGAUGAGUUUACUCGACAUCUAUGCAGAUGCAGCUGGUCAGGAGAUUAAUUUGCCAAAAUUAGAAGUGUUCUUUAGCCGCAAUUUAAGUGUGCCGACGCAAGAGGAUCUUGCAAAUAUUAUGGGAGUUCGACAUGUGCUGGGAACAGGAAAAUAUUUGGGAUUGCCAUCUAUGAUAGGAAGGAGCAAGAGGUCUAUUUUUUCUUUUAUUAAGGAUCGCAUUUGGAAUCGUAUAAACUCUUGGAAAGGGCGAUCUUAUUUAGAGCAGAAUAUGGGAGUUUUAUGUGAUUUGUUUGAUUACUCAGUGGUUCGUGAUAUUUUACAAGUUCCGUUGACAGAAGAAGUGGUCGAAGACCGUAUGGUCUGGAAGGAUGAUGUAAGUGGUAACUAUAUUGUUCGAUCGGGAUAUAGAAGUUGGAGGAAGCAUCAAGAAAGUGGUGGCUUGGUUAAGGAAGGAGUAAACUGGAGUGAUCUCUGGAGUAUAACAGCUCCGUCUGGAGUGAAACAUCUUCUUUGGAGGAUUUGUAGUGAUUGUCUCCCAUCUAAGGUGGGUCUUAUUCAACAUCAUGUACCAUGUAGUCCCAUUUGUCAGCUUUGUGGUCAUAAUUAUGAGGACGAUUGGCAUGUUUUUGUUGGUUGUUCGGAAACUUUCUCUUGUUGGCAGUCGGCUGGUCUUACUGAUAUCAUCUCUCCUCGUCUCCAUAAAUUCCAGGAUCUUAGGUCCUUUAUCUUUGAUAUUUGCAUGAAGGAGGAUAGGUAUACCGUAGGAAGAGUGGCGGUUAUGUUGGAAGGGUUAUGGAAGAAUAGGAACGACUUCGUGUGGCAUAAUGAAAAGGAAGAUGCUUCCAAACUUGGUUGGCUAGCAUUCCAUAAGUGGCAAGAUUGGUUUAUGGCCCAAAAUAUUCGGGAGCCGCAGUUAGAUAACGGAGAAGUGGUUUCAUGGAACCCGGCUCCUAUUGGUAGCUUCAAAUGUAAUGUGGAUGCCGCUUUCAACAAGCGUGUAGGGACUACAAAUCGAGGGUGGUGUAUGCGUAACGACCAUGGUAACUUUGUUGUCGCGGGUACGGCUUGGGAUGGUAGUACUUUUUCGGUGCUGGAAGCGGAGGCCUUAGAUCUUAAGGAAGCAAUUAGUUCUGUUAUUAUGCUUCAUAAUGCUCUGACAACUUUUGAAAGUGAUUCUCAACAGGUGGUCCAAGCCCUUAGCUCUAAUACGCCGGGUAGCUCUGAGUUUUUCUCUAUUAUUAAUUCUAUUAAGUUGUUGCUAUUAGAUUUCCCCUACUUUGAGGUUAAGUUUAUCAAGCGUCAAGCGAAUAUGGUUGCCCAUACCUUAGCUAAGACGGCCAAUUCUUGGUCUCGACGCUGUAUGUUUGAUGUAAUUCCUCCUUGUAUUACUCUUUAUCUGAUUAAUGAAAGCAGUUAA
This is a messenger RNA of Vicia villosa (hairy vetch), 1707 nucleotides long. RefSeq lists its product as uncharacterized. The coding region runs from base 1 to 1707 and encodes 568 amino acids. NCBI's taxonomy places the organism in Eukaryota, Viridiplantae, Streptophyta, Magnoliopsida, Fabales, Fabaceae. The record is from RefSeq and is a predicted model, not a curated record. Gene Ontology annotation, molecular function: RNA-DNA hybrid ribonuclease activity; nucleic acid binding. The transcript has 3 exons.